Messenger RNA from Symbiodinium sp. CCMP2592, 1443 nucleotides. The record is from the annotation of a GenBank genome assembly. NCBI's taxonomy places the organism in Eukaryota, Dinophyceae, Suessiales, Symbiodiniaceae.
AUGUCUGUGGAUACCCCGACUGAGAAGAAGUGCGAUGAGUGGUGGGGCGACGAGUCCUGGCACUCAGCCUGGGAUGCACACGGCUGGGAUUCAUGGUACCGCCGCACCCCAUCGUCCUGGGACGGUUGGGGUUGGGGUAGCGGCUCUUGGAGUGCAGGUGACUGGCAGGCCUCAUCUGUGCAAUGGGGCCGCCGGGGCGCUGUGGAGGAGAUUAAGGCAGAAGAAGAGAGCCAGCCAGAUCUGGAAACACUGCUCGAGAGAGCCUACGAAUCUUAUGGCGAGAGCGACAGUGGAUCGGAGAAGGAAAAAGGCUCUAGAUCUUUGAGGAGCCUGGAUUCCGCCACCACCUUGGCACUGGGCAGUCUCAGCAGAGAGAGCUUGGAGGAACCGCCCAUUGAGAAGGGCAUCGAGACUGAAGAGUACAUCGCGAAGACGGUUCAGGAAGACACGCCGAGCCAGCGGCCAGAAGACGAGCCGAGCACUGGGGUUCCAGAAGACAAGCCGAGCACUGGGGUUCCAGAAGACAAGCCAAGCACGGGGGUUCCAGAAGACAAGCCCAGCACGGGGGUUCCAGAACACAAGCCGAGCACGGGGGCUCCAGAACACAAGCCGAGCACGGUUCCAGAAGACAAGCCAAGCACGGGGGUUCCAGAAGACAAGCCAAGCACGGGUGUUCCGGAAGACAAGCCAAGCACGGGUGUUCCGGAAGACAAGCCAAGCACGGUUCCGGAAGACAAGCCAAGCACGGUUCCACAAGACAAGCCAAGCACGGUUCCAGAAGACAAGCCAAGCACGGUUUCAGAAGACAAGCCAGGCACGGAGGUUCCAGAAGACAAGCCGAGCACGAAGCUUCCGGAACAGAAGCCGAGCACGAGUGUUCCACAAGACAAGCAGCAGAGUGGUGCAGACACGGCAGCUGGUGGCCAAGCACCCCCGCCAGUGCAGGAGGCGAACCAGCUGGUGCCGAACACCGACGACUCGUGGAGGAGGGACAAGUACGGUGUUAUCCUAUCCCCGCCUGCAUUGUACGCCAGAUUCUAUCGGUCGGGUCGGAUGGCUAUGCUGGAGGAAAUCUACGUUUGGAAGACCCUGAAGUUUCUGAGGGCGGAACUGGGCGACAGUUUGGCCAACGACUUGUACUCCCGUCACCUCGAGAUCGACCCCCGCAUGACCGGCAAGCUGUUGCAGAAGCACCCGAACUUUCCGAAGGAAAUGACCUUGCUAAAGAGCUUCGACACGAUCAAGGACAUCUCCCAGAAAACCUUUGAGAAUUCCGCCGAGUUCCAGAUGGAGGCAGAGAAUGUGGAUGAAGAAGACAUGCAUGAUGCAAUGUGGCUUGCGCCUACAGAUGGCAAUGUGCCACCGCCGAACCCCAAACCCCGCGAGCCGAAGAAGGCAAAGAAGGAGAAGACUUGGAGGGACAAAGCCCAGGAUGCCACUUGA